UUCACUCUUACAGUAGCUUACUGGGAAAUCUAGUAAUUCCAUCAUUCAACAUGUUGUUCUACCUUGCAGCCUUAUUCACGGUGGCUUUGGCCCGAAAUGUCGAUUUGCCGUACAUUGCAUUACAUAAUCCCGAUCUAUUCCAAGGUGACAUCAUCGGUGUCGAAGAUAACGAUGUGAGAAAUGCCAUUCCAAAUCUAAGUGCAAGAUGGCCAAAUGGAGUUGUACCUUACAUCGUCGACUAUUCUCUGAUGGCUCAGUCACAUUUGAUCAGUCAAGCCAUGCAGCAUAUAAUGAGUGUAACCGGUAGUGCCCUUAAAUUCGUCAAGAGGACACACGAAUCCAAUUAUAUUAGAAUGUUUGCUGGAGAUGGUUGUUACUCUCACGUUGGACGUACCGGAGGUGCUCAACCUCUAUCACUCGGCAAAGGUUGCCAUUUCGUAGGAACAAUUAUUCACGAAUUACUUCAUGCCUGCGGUUUCUAUCACGAACAGAAUCGAUCUGAUAGAGAUCAAUACCUGGUUAUUCACUGGAAUAAUAUACAACAAGGAAUGGAAUCCCAGUUUGCUCUUCUUCAACCACACCAGAACAAAAUCUUUAACGCUUUCGACUACAAUUCUAUUAUGAUUUAUGGAGAAUUCGCAUUCUCUAAGGUUCCUAACCGUCUUCCGACCAUGCAAGAUAAAACAGGCAGGCAUCGUCUUACAGAACCUUAUAGUAAGAGUGGCAUGACCAGUAGCGAUGUGGAACGUAUCAAGAAAUUGUACGCCUAAUAAAAACGACGUAUUUCAAAAAUGACACAAUAAAAUUACUUUAGAAAUUUU
Messenger RNA from Centruroides sculpturatus (bark scorpion), 821 nucleotides. RefSeq names its product astacin-like metalloprotease toxin 5. Gene Ontology annotation, biological process: proteolysis. Gene Ontology annotation, molecular function: zinc ion binding; metalloendopeptidase activity. The transcript is spliced from 6 exons. The coding region runs from base 51 to 770 and encodes 239 amino acids. Lineage: Eukaryota; Metazoa; Arthropoda; Arachnida; Scorpiones; Buthidae. The record is from RefSeq and is a predicted model, not a curated record.